Manis pentadactyla (Chinese pangolin) is the source of this 2323-nucleotide messenger RNA. RefSeq names its product trophinin associated protein (gene TROAP). The record is from RefSeq and is a predicted model, not a curated record. Lineage: Eukaryota; Metazoa; Chordata; Mammalia; Pholidota; Manidae. The coding region runs from base 100 to 2220 and encodes 706 amino acids. The transcript has 15 exons.
CGAACUGGGGAAGUAGCUGCAGCAGAAACCGAUAGAUUCACGGAAAAAGGGAAGGAAGUAGGGGCGACUCUGAGUGGUUCCGGGAAAGCUGUAGCUAUCAUGGCUACCCACCAAGCCACAAAGGAUCCUCUCCUCCGGGGUGUUUCUCCCACCCCUAGCAAGAUUCCCGUUCGCUUUCAGAGACGCCCUCCUCUUCUCACAGUCAAACCCUGUGCCCUGGACCAGGAGAACCAAGAUCCAAGGAGAUUGGUGCAGAAGCUCAGUGUUCAGCGUCCCUUCCAAGACUCAGCAGGCCUCCGGCCCGAAGCCACAUCUCAGACAGAGAAAUCAGAGAAAUUGGUGGGAAGCAUUCAACUCCGGAAUCCUUUGGAGGAGCUCAGGCCUAGCCGUAGGGGACAAAAUGUGGGACCUAGGCCCCCUCCCCAGACAGAGGCUUCAGGGGCCAUAGAGUUUGUGGCUGAUCCUGCAGCCCUGGCCACCAUCCUGUCAGGUGAGGGGGUGAAGAGCUGUUGCCUGGGGCGCCAGCCCAGUCUGGCUCAGAGAGUAGUGGUUCGAGGGACCCAGGGAGGCAGUAUCCAGAGGGGCCAGGGUGCCCGGGCCUCUGCAUAUCUGGCCCCCAGAACCCCCACCCACCGACUGGACCCUGCCCGAGCUUCCUGCUUUUCCAGGCUGGAGGGACCAGGACCCCGUGGCCAGACCUUAUGUCCACAGAGGCUCGAGGCUCUGAUUCCAUCUUCAGGACCUUCCUUUCACCCCUCCGCUCGCCCCAGUUUCCAGAAGCUAAGAAGAGAGACAGGUGACAGCAACCGGACUGCAGUGAGCCAAGUCUCAGGAUUGCCCCUGGAGAUCCCAGUCCAGCCUGCUUCCUCUCUCCCUGAAGAACGUGAAAUUGUUACUCGCUCAGAUGAAGGCCGUGGGGGCCCCCUAGGUCUGGCCCAGCGAGUACCGUUAAGAGAAACCCGAGAGAUAACCCACAGCAGGGACAGCUGUGAUUCCCUCCUGAGGCCUUCCCCUGGCCGUGUUGUACCACCUUCCAUCACCCAUCCAUCACCCUUUGGAUGGGCUCAGCGUGUACCCUCGCCUGGCCCCUCAGCUCCAACCUCAUAUUCAGUGUUGAAACGUCUUGCCUUUCGCCCCAAAACCCAGUUCACACCCUACUUAUCAGCCCCCAGAGUUCAGCAGGCCCGGCAGUUGAGUGGUCUCUCUCCGCAGUCUUGCCCUGAAGAGCCUGCCCCACCCUGGGAGCAGAUUGCAGUUCGAUUAUUUGACCAGGAGAGUUGUGCAAGUUUGCAGGCGGGGCCUAGUAAACCACCUGUGGCAACUCAUUAUGGACCCCACCCCUGUAGCACCCCCAGCCUCCAGGAGCUGAAGAUGCAGCGCAUCAGUAUCCUGCAGCAGCUUUUGCGACAGGAGGUAGAGGGGCUGGCAGGGUCCAAAUGUGCCCCCCUUAAUGGAGGCUCCUCUCUGGAUAUGGUUGAACUUCAGCCCGUACUGGCUGAGGUUUCUAGGACUCUGAAUGCCUCAGAAAAUAAUUCUGGGGCUUUCCACCCUCCUGAACUAUUAGAGCACUCUGGGAUGCCAAAGCCCCGCCUUCCAGAGGAGUGUGGGGAAGCACAGCCCUGCCCUCCAGCAGAGCCAGGGCCCCCAGAGUCCUGCCAUAGGAGGGAGCCUGAGAUACCAGAGUUCUCCUCCCCGGAACUGCCCGAGGUAUCAGAGCCCUGUCCUCCAGCAGAGCCUGGACUGCUUCAGACCUGUUCCCAGGAGCAGACUGGACUCCCAGAGCCCUUCCCUAAGGUAGAACCUGGGGCCUCAGAGGCCUGCUCCCUGGAACCCAAAAGUCCAGAGUCCAACCCACAGCCCUCCUGCAAUCAGUGGGCUCCAGCGGCCACCAGCCUGAUCUUCUCCUCCCAACGCCCACUUUGUGCCAGCCCCCCUAUCUGCUCACACCAGUCUGUGAGGCCCCCAACAGGCCAGACAGGCCCCAGCAAUCUGGCUCCUCAAACCAUGGCCCUGAAGCAGCGCCUCAAAGCAUGUCUGAUGGCCAUCCACCGCUUCCAUGAGGCCCGCCUGGAUGAUGAAUGUGCCUUCUACACCAGCAGAGCCCCUCCCUCAGGCCCCACCCGGGUCUGCUCCAACCCUGUGGCCACAUUACUCGAAUGGCAGGAUGCCCUGUGUUUUAUUCCAGUUGAUUCUGCUGCCCCACAGGACACUCUGUCAUGAGGCAUCCAGCCACCCACUCCUGCCCUCCUUCUUUUUAGCUCUUAUUUAUUGUCCAGCCCAUGAGACUGGAAGCUGACACCCUUUUGUCCUUCAAUAAAGUUUC